Molecule: messenger RNA, 1776 nt
Organism: Drosophila virilis
Lineage: Eukaryota; Metazoa; Arthropoda; Insecta; Diptera; Drosophilidae
Source: RefSeq, a predicted model, not a curated record
AUGUCGGCACUGGGGCUGCUAUUGCUUGUCGGCGUCCAGGGCGCCACCAUAAUCAGCAUUAAGUAUCCGCCGCAGGGCGCCGAGGGCCUAGAGCGCAGCCAGCCGGCCAAACGAGAUCUGAGUCUGAGCUAUGCGGCUACCAACAUUGACUCCAAGGAGGGAACGCGCGUUAAGACCAUAACAGUGAUCAAAAAUGUGGGCGGCAGCGGCAGCGGCGGGGAGUCGGGCUCGUCGGGUGCAGCGAGCAAUAGGCAAGUGAAGCUGGCCAUCAAUCCCGAGCUGCACAAGAAUGAGGAUUGGGCGAACACGUUUCGUGAUAACUUUGAAUCCUAUGGUGGACUGCCCGAGGUGCCAGACAUAGACGAGCUCUUUGAUUUUGUAAAUGGCAAGAAGACAAAUGCGCCGUCGGCCGAGAAGGAGACAAAGGAGCCAAAGCCGACAAAGCCAACAGUUGUGGAGAGCACAACAAAGGCGCAACCAGCUACGAAGGCGACCAGCGAGCAUGCCGAGGAUGCGUUGGACAGUGAUGAGGCAAUCGUGGAGAAGAUCAAGGGUGAUGCCGAGCUGCUGCCCCACAUCAAACAGGCGAACAUACUGCGCCUGCAAGCGCUGGCACUGAAGCAGAAGCAACAAAGGCAGGAACAAGAACAGGAGCCGGCCAAGCGACUGCGCACGCGCGAAUCUCUCAUCAAUGUCAACUACUCGACGCCAAUGCACUCGGUUAGCCAGUUCUUUGAAAACUAUGUGCAGGUGCUGCCCAAUGGCUAUGACUAUAGCAAGCCACAGCCGUGCGCUCUGCCGGCGCCGCCGAAUAGCAUUCAGGUGACGACACCGUCGGGACGCAGCUACGAUAUACCGCAGAGCAACAGCAGUGGCAUCAACGGCGGCGCCAAUCAUCCCUACUUGGCGCCAGCGCUGGCCAAGCGGACGCAGAUUCAGCCAAGCCAACCGACUCAGCCACAGCCACAGGCACAACAGCCGCCAAACUUCUCCACGGUUAACUCGCUGGUGCCGCCAAUUGUACAGCCACAGCAGGGUAAUAAUCUUCCGGCAAAUGUGCCCCAGCAGCAACAGCAGCCCCAGUCCCCGUCUCUGGGUGCAGGUGCAGGUGCAGGUGGAGCUGGAGGUGCAAGUGCAGGUGUUGGCGCUGGGGCCUCUACCAGCCAGCGACCUUAUGUGGCGCCCAGCCUGCGCAACAAUGGUCUGGGCAUCAAUCGGGGCCCGCCAACACCGCAGCCGCCUCCAUUGCCAGCUUACGCAACUGGAAAUAAUGUCAAUGGUGUGCCCAGCUAUCGCACCAACUCGUUUGGCGCCAAUCGUCCGAACACAUUUCGAUCGCGUGGCUUAAAAUACUAAAUACGUACAUCAAACUGUUAAACUUACAACUAUAUUUUUAAGACUUAUGUAUUUAUGUAUUAUGAAUGCAAGCGUAUUCCUAAAUGUGUACACACAAACAACAACACACUCACAAACGCACGCACAUGCACGCACACGCACACGCACACAGGACCAAAAGUACAGGCUGGAUAAAUCGAUAGCGUUGCCAAACUGUGUUGCGAAAAUUGCAAUCGAUGCGUGACGCGAUGCGCACUUUCUCUGGCGUCGUAGCCAAUAGCUGGGUUUAAUUAAUUAAUUAGGUGCAGAGCAGAACGUUGUAGUUGGGUGUAUCCGCUGCUGGCGCUGAUUUCUAAUGUAUUUGUCGUCGCACUAGUACAUACAUGCAUACAUAUUUCCAUACGUAUGCAUGCAUGUUUGUACUUUUAUCAAUGAACUUUU